Messenger RNA from Aegilops tauschii subsp. strangulata, 735 nucleotides. Lineage: Eukaryota; Viridiplantae; Streptophyta; Magnoliopsida; Poales; Poaceae. The record is from RefSeq and is a predicted model, not a curated record.
AUGACGUCAGCAGUCAACAGGGAAGAUGUAAUUGAUGUUUUCAAGAAGAUGCCCCAGGGGCCUUUGCGGGUCUUGGGCGCGGGUCUCGGGUGCCAGGACCCGGCUGGGGCAACCGAACGGGGAUGUGGGCGUCGGGUCGCUGGACCCGGGCGCGUGCUGGCUGGCUGGCGGCCACGGCAGGGCUUGCCGCAACGGGGCGCGAAGGCCACGGCGGGCGGAGCUGGUAGCCCCGACCAGCAGGACAGGGUGCAGCAGAGCACGGGGCGGGGCUCGCGCGCGGCAGGUGGGGCGAGCAGCAGCGGCGGAAGCAGCAGGCAGAGUGGCGCAGCAGGGGACGGCAACGGUCACGGCGGCGACAGCGGCUGGAGGUGGGCGCGCAAGGGGGGCACGGCGGACGCUGCUCUCGGGAGGACGGCGGUGCGCGGGUACGUGCAUCGAGCGUGGCCGGGUCGCACGGCGCGAGCGGCGACCGCGGCGGAGUACGAGAGCACAGAGGGGGCGGAGAGGGAAGGCGCAACCGGCAUGGCGGCUCACCGCGAAGCUGUAGGGAGGGGGCAGUGGGCUCGAGGCGGCUUGGGGGUGGCCGGAGUCCGCAACGGCGAGACCAACGACGUCGGGGACGAAGAGGUCGAGGGCGGCGUCGGUGGGGACGAGGCGGUGCAGCGAGUGGGGCUUCGGGGAGGAAGGCGAGGCGUCCAUCGAGCGAUGGGCGGCGACGGGGAGGAGGUUCGGUGA